This is a messenger RNA of Danaus chrysippus (African queen), 846 nucleotides long. Lineage: Eukaryota; Metazoa; Arthropoda; Insecta; Lepidoptera; Nymphalidae. The record is from the annotation of a GenBank genome assembly.
UUGGCAGGUGUGGCAUCCGGAUCGGUCAAUAGGAUUGCGAAUGGAAAGCUGGCUGCUCCAGGCCAAUUCCCGUAUAUGGUUUCCCUUCAAACGCUGGGACCAGCACAAAAUCUCCAAACUAGAGGACAUAGAUGUGCCGGAGCCCUUAUCUCAUACAGACAAGCAGUUACAACAGCUUCUUGUAUGUUUAAUUACAACUCAACUGUCCCGCAGUUAAUAAAUUCGACUGAACUGAGAGUGUUUGCUGGUUCCACUUCUUUAUAUAAUGACGUAAGUGCCGAUUUUGUUCGGCCUGUGCUCAACAUCACCGUUCAUCCAAACUUCACUGGCCUACCAGCUCUAGUUAACAAUAUUGCCGUUAUUACACUGGUAACCCCAUUCCCCAAUCAAGUUGUGACACCUCUGUCUCUCCCUGCCGUUGACUUCAAUCCUCCGGAGUUUACGCUAUGUUCAGUCUCAGGAUGGGGCGGAAUAAACUCAUCAGAAUUGGUGAAUGCUGAAUUAAGAUUCGCGACUAAAUAUGUCUAUAACCAAAAUUUAUGUACAUUAUAUUAUAAUACUUCACCAAACUCGACAAAUAUUCUACCAUCAAUGAUCUGCGCUGUUUCCUAUGAUCUUCGAUCUUCUAACUGCGAUGGUGAUUUAGGCAAUCCACUUGUAUGUGGUAAUACUUUUACUGGUGUCUUAUCUAUAUCAGAUAGAUGUUCAGUUUCAUCUUUUCCAGAAGUUUAUACUCGGAUAUCCAACUAUACUACUUGGAUUAGAAGCGUCUCUGGGGCCUCGAAAGCAACAGGCCAAGGACUGUUAUUCAUAUUUUUACUGUUACCUCUUAUAGGCUUAUUCUAA